AUGAUUGGGUCGAAAUGGACUCCAACAACUGAGGAAGAGGAUCACAAAGAAGAAGCUAUCCCUAUGUGGGUUCACUUGGAGAAAGUUCCGCUUCAUAUGUAUUCGUGGGAAGAGCUUAGUUUCAUUACGAGUACAGUAGGAUUUUCUGUGAAGCCUCACCUGGAAACCACUGCUUGUACAAACCUUGAUGAGGCAAAAAAAUUUGUGAGAGUUGAUGUCACCAAAGUCUUGCCUAAAGAGAUCACAUUCACUAAGGAGGGUAAGCAAUUCACUGUGAAAUUCUAUUACCCAUGGUUGCCGGCUAGGUGUAAGCUCUGUGACAAAUGGGGACAUAGUGAAGCAGUGUGUGCUACAAAGGGUAAGGGGAAGAAGAGUAGGAAUGCUUCUCGGUCUCCAGUUCAAGUUAGUGGUGUGAAAGCUACUAGUCCUGAAAGUGUAGCGAAUGUUUCAGUAGUUGCCAAUGGUAGUGUGGGAAGGGAGGUUGAAGGUAGUAUAUGUAAAGAAGUAACUGGAGGAGUGGGAAAUGGUAGUAUUGAGAAGAAGAAUAGUCAAAAGAAGGAAAAGGGAGUCGCUGGUCCUAGUGAGUGGUCUAUGGUUUCUACAGCGAAAUCAGGAAGGUUUUUAUUCAUAUCAACUCAGAAAGAAGAGGUAGAGAUCUCUGCAUCUAAAUUUUCUGUGCUAAGUGUGGAUGAAACCGAGGAAGGUGAGCUGAUAGAAGAUAAGCUACUUACAUAUGUAGAUGAUGGCAAUGAUGGCAAUGAGGGUAAUGAGGAGAUGGAGAUUAUGGAGAAUGAUUUAAUGGAUGAUAAUAUAUUGGAUCAGCAGGUUCAGGAGGAGAUUAAAGUAGGGUCGAGAAGAGGUAGGAAGCCAAAAGGCUCCGGAUGCAAAUCCAGGGAGGAUCUCAAGGCCUCGACGCAAACACUAAUUCAUGGAGAUUUAUUCUGGAAUGUGCAGGGAUUUAACAAAUAUUUGAAGCAUUCUGUUAUAGAAGAUUGGGUAAGAAGAAAUAACAUGAAUUUUGGGUGUAUUUUGGAAGUCGGAGAGUAUCUUAAAGAAGUCUACAAAUCAGGACAGCUUAUCAUCUGUUCUGUUGGGUUACAUGGGCGAGAAGAGUUUUUCUACACAAGUGUCUACGCAAAUAAUCUUGUGGAGGAAAGAAAGGAGUUUUGGGAGGAUCUAUGCCAUCAUCAAGACUCAGCUAUGUUUAGUAGUAAGCCUUGGAUGAUAGUAGGUGAUUUCAAUGAGAUUUUGGAGGGUGAGGAAAAUUCAGGAUUUAUGGAGUAUAGUAGAGUUUCAAGUGGUAUGACGGCUUUUCAAAAAAUGGCUCUGCAUUGUAAGCUAUCGGAUAUGGGUUAUCAAGGUCCAUUGUUUACUUGGUGUAACAAGAGGGAAGAAGGAGCUAUUUGCAAAAAACUGGACCGGGUUCUUAUUAAUGAUAUAGCUUUACAGAGGUUCACGAGUGCUUAUUCAGUAUUUAAGUUGCAAGCAUUUCUCCCUCUGGUUAGAGGGUUUUGGGAUGGUACACCGAAGUUAUUCCACUCGACUUCAGCUAUGUUCAGGUUUUCUAAGAAGCUUAAGAGUGUAAAGCCUCUCAUCAGGGAGCUUGGCAAGGAGAAACUGGUCUCUAUUCAGGAGGAAGCUGUAGCCUAUGAGAGAUGGCUUCAUGUUGCAAGUUUGGAAGAGGAUUUUCUAAAGCAACGCGCGAAACUCCAUUGGCUAGAUGUGGGAGAUCAGAAUAAUAAAACAUUUCAUAAUGCCAUCAGAUCUAGACAAGCGCAAAAUACUAUAAGAGAGAUAAGGUGUCAGAAUGGUAUUACUGUUACGCAGCAGCAGGAUAUCAAGGAGGAAUCAGUCAGUCUAUUGGAAGUUGAGGUUACUGGGGAGGAGAUAUGCAAGGACUUCAUCAUUGCUGUCCAAUCAGUUUUCAGGUAUGGAUUUCUACCUAAGGGGUCAACGUUUAUUAAAGGAAGACUUCUGAUGGAGAAUGUAUUAUUAGCAUCAGAGUGGGUCAAGGAUUAUCACAAGGAUGUUGUCUCACCUAGGUGUGUGAUGAAGAUUGAUAUAUCUAAGGCGUUUGAUUCUGUUCAGUGGAGCUUUGUUCUUCGGAGUCUUGAGGCAAUAGGAUUUCUAGCGAGAUUCUUACAGUGGAUAAAGCUUUGCAUAACUACUCCCUCAUUUUCAGCUCAAAUAGACAAGGCUGUGAGAGAGAGGAAGUUCAAGCUGCAUCCUCGGUGCCAAUCUCUAUCUCCUACUCACCUAUGCUUCGCGGAUGAUUUGAUGGUAUUUGUGGAAGGCACUAAAGAAUCUAUUGAGGGUGUUCUUUCUGUAUUUGGGGAUUUCGCUAAGCAGCCGAGGUUGAGAAUUAGUAUUGAGAAGUCUACAGCAUAUAUGGCUGGAAUUUCCAGCAAGUGUAUUAAAGAGGUGGAGCAGUUAUGUGCUUCUUUUCUUUGGACGGGUCCAGAUUUAAAGUUCUCAGGUGCUAAGGUAUCAUGGAAAGAUAUCUGUAAGCUAAAAAAUGAAGGAGGUAUGGGGUUGCGUUCACUGAAAGAAGUCAAUAUAGUAUAUGGGUCGAAGCUUAUUUGGAGAAUGCUUGCUGUGGAUUCUCUUUGGGGGAGGUGGGUCAAAAUGAAUCUACUAAAGAAAAAGAGUUUCUGGGAAGUAAAAGCUAAUACUCAAGUUGGUUCUUGGAUGUGGAGGAAGAUGCUCAAACUCAAACCACUAGCGAAGUCUUUCUACAAGGUAGAAAUUGGGAAUGGUCGUCAUAUUUCAUUUUGGUAUGAUAAUUGGUCCAUAAAAGGUGUGAUAAUGGAUCUUCUGGGAGAAAGGGGUAUUAUUGAUCUGGGAAUAAGGAAAGAUGCUACUCUUUCUGAAGCUGCUCUAAAUAUGGGUAGGAGAAGAAGAGUCGAGGACAUCCUUGGUGUGAUGAAUUUCUUGGCUGGUCGCAUCCUUUUGCAUGAUCGACGGUCUCUGAAUUGCCGUCAGAUUGAUAUAUUAUACGACAUUGGCUUGUUGCUGAACAAGGUCACAUCAUCCCCUCCUCCUUCAAAAGGAUUUGCCCUCAAAUCCGACUUAAUGUUUAAACCUGUGACCGUGAGAGGCAGCCCCACUAGUGAUCAAAACAGGUUGCUUUCGGAGAAGCAAUCUCCUAGAGCCAUUAUGAGAGAUGGAAGAGCAGUCUCAGUUUUACUUCAGGUGGAAUGA
This is a messenger RNA of Brassica napus (rape), 3201 nucleotides long. RefSeq lists its product as uncharacterized. Bases 1 to 3201 code for a protein of 1066 amino acids. Gene Ontology annotation, molecular function: catalytic activity. The record is from RefSeq and is a predicted model, not a curated record. NCBI's taxonomy places the organism in Eukaryota, Viridiplantae, Streptophyta, Magnoliopsida, Brassicales, Brassicaceae. The transcript is spliced from 10 exons.